Messenger RNA from Diversispora eburnea, 1263 nucleotides. The record is from the annotation of a GenBank genome assembly. NCBI's taxonomy places the organism in Eukaryota, Fungi, Glomeromycota, Glomeromycetes, Diversisporales, Diversisporaceae.
AUGCCCGUUGAUGAUAAUCGUGAUGACAACAACGACUAUGAGACUACAAGAGAGCGAAUUAUAAAUACUUUUGCCGGAUUUUCCGGAAAUACUAAUAAUAUGAUAGGAUCCGGAGUUUUUUCGGCUCCAGGAAUUGUUUUACAAAAAGUUGGAUCCCCCUGGACUGCAAUUAUAUUAUGGAUUGUGGGAGCAAUAAUGAACGUUUGUGGCGCACUUACCUAUGUAGAAUUAGGAAACAUGAUUCAAGAAGGAGGGGGUGAAAUAGGUUAUUUACGUGAGGGAUUUCCUGUCCCAUAUAGACCCGUAACCACAGCGGCCGUGCUACAAGGAGCGACGAAUUUCUUCCUGUUCACGGUUAUUGAUUAUCCGGAAAAAUGUGAAUAUGAUGAAUAUUUCCAUCCGAAAGGAUGGUCACGAGAAUUCUUUAUAUCUAAAAUCAUUGGAUUAAUAUUAUUGGCUAUCGUGACUACAUCUAAAUUGAACACUGAAGAAAGUAUUUGGAGUAUGGGUUUUGAGAAACCUACACCCGCAAUAAUUGCGAGUGCUUUAGUACCGAUUAUCUUUGCCGGAAAUGGAUGGAAUAAUUUGAAUUUUGCUUUGGAUGAAUUUCAAAAUCCUGCGAGAAAUUUAGUUCAUAGCAGCUGUGCUAAUAUAUUGACAAAUGUGGCAUUAUUUUCUACCGUAAAAAAAAGUGAUGCUAUAAAAACCAGACAAAGCUUCAGUUUAUUUUUGGCGAGGUCUUUCGCCAAAGAAAUAGCGGACGAUAAGCUCGCACGUGCUUUAUCCUUUUUUGCCAUUAUCUCAGCACUCGGGGCGGUUUCCGCGUUUGUUUGGAGCAGUGGGUCACGUAUCAUUGUGGCCGCCUCAAGACUUAAUUACAUUCCAUUUUUAUCUGGAAAAUUUGUUAAAUGGAGUACUAAAUUUGAUACACCGCAUGCUGCGCUUUUAACGCAACGUAUUAGGAGGGAACCUCGGACUUUUAAAGUUUGGGUGAUUGUUCCAAUAACCUUUAUCUUAAUAUCUUUAUUUGUUCUAUCAUUUUCUGGAAUACAUGUUGUUCCAGUUAUAAGUAAUAAUGAUGGUGACUGUGGUUCAUCAUCCCACUCAAUAGCAGAAUAUUGGAAGAUCUUGGCAACUCUUUUAUGUCUGGUUAUAGGAGCCGUCUCAUGGAAUUUUUUAUAUUAUAUUCCAUGGAUAAAGAGAGGAGCAAAAAGACGAGAUAUUGAACUAAAUCAACUUGAUAAGGACCCCGAAAUAUUAUAA